UUUAAAACCCCACAUGCCCUAGGGCUCAUCUCAUCUCAUUCCCCUGCGCCGUCACUUCCCCUCCUCCUCGGUUCCCGCCGCCGCCGCCAUCGCCAUCUCCACCCUCCUCGGCGGCCGCCGGCGACGAUGAAGGGACGGCAAGGCCAGCGCGUGAGGCUGUACGUCCGCGGCACCAUCCUCGGCUACAAGAGGUCGAAGUCGAACCAGUACGAGAACACGUCGCUGCUGCAGAUCGAGGGGGUGAACACCAAGGAGGAGGUUGGGUGGUACGCCGGGAAGCGCAUCGCCUACGUCUACAAGGCCAAGACGAAGAGCAACGACUCCACCAUCCGCUGCAUCUGGGGCAAGGUCACCCGCCCGCACGGCAACUCCGGCGUCGUCCGCGCCAAGUUCCGGUCCAACCUCCCGCCCACCUCCAUGGGCAAGAAGGUCCGCGUCUUCAUGUACCCUAGCAGCAUCUAAGGUUUCUUGCCUAUUCUGCAAAACUGGUAGUUGGCAUCGUGGAGGUUUUAUAUCAGCUAGUCACUUGGUUUACCGGCCAGAGAAAUUUAAGCGAUUUUGAGGAGUUUAGCUUUUGUUUUACUGCACAGACUAUCUGGUUGCAUCUUGUACAACGCAUGCCAAUCACUCAUUUGCGUUGAAAUGAUAUUUCCAUGCGGUGUUAACUCUUUAUCUGUAAUUUCUGUCUGAUUGUCAUGGUGACUGUCAAAUGCAACCUUCUAUAGCUUUCCAUGAACCAGAUGCCCUUUGAUCUAUACAAACAUAACAUCGCUAUUGUGAACCAAA
This is a messenger RNA of Oryza sativa Japonica Group (Japanese rice), 786 nucleotides long. Its product is annotated as large ribosomal subunit protein eL33z. Gene Ontology annotation, molecular function: structural constituent of ribosome. Gene Ontology annotation, cellular component: cytosolic large ribosomal subunit; ribosome. Gene Ontology annotation, biological process: ribosomal large subunit biogenesis; cytoplasmic translation. NCBI's taxonomy places the organism in Eukaryota, Viridiplantae, Streptophyta, Magnoliopsida, Poales, Poaceae. The record is from RefSeq and is a predicted model, not a curated record.